This is a messenger RNA of Gongylonema pulchrum, 180 nucleotides long. NCBI's taxonomy places the organism in Eukaryota, Metazoa, Nematoda, Chromadorea, Rhabditida, Gongylonematidae. The record is from the annotation of a GenBank genome assembly.
AUGAUCAAUGUCAAAAAUCGUCUUCAGAAAAUACGCACAACGACGGCUCAGUUCAAAUAUAUACCAAACGCAGACAAUCCUGCGUAUAUCGCUACUCGAGGUACGACUGUAAAGAAAUUGCAAAGCAGUUGGCUUUGGUGGAACGGUCUUGAAUGGAUCAGUCGAGAACAGAAUGAGUAG